Messenger RNA from Prinia subflava (tawny-flanked prinia), 9442 nucleotides. It is a transcript of the gene DENND1B, whose product is annotated as DENN domain containing 1B. Gene Ontology annotation, biological process: endocytosis; endocytic recycling. The coding region runs from base 282 to 2654 and encodes 790 amino acids. The transcript has 23 exons. Gene Ontology annotation, molecular function: guanyl-nucleotide exchange factor activity; phosphatidylinositol phosphate binding. NCBI's taxonomy places the organism in Eukaryota, Metazoa, Chordata, Aves, Passeriformes, Cisticolidae. Gene Ontology annotation, cellular component: cytosol; nuclear speck; intracellular membrane-bounded organelle. The record is from RefSeq and is a predicted model, not a curated record.
CGGCUCCCCGGGCCGCCGCGGAGCUUCCUGGUUCCCAGAAGGUGCCGGAGCGGCUGCAACAGGAACUGAGAGACGGGGGAGGAGGCGGUGCCGCCGCUCCGCCGCAGUCGCGGCCCGAGCCGGGGGAGCGGAGCGGAGCAGCCAUGGGCCGCCGCCCGCCGCGGCGCUGAGCCGCCCCCGCCGCGCAGCGCUCCGCGGCCGGCGCUGCCCCUCCGCCCCUGCCGGGCGGGGCGCUUGUCCCUGGGGGCGCCGGGGCCGCCGCCGGGGCCCGCGAUGUGACCAUGGACAGCAGGUUCAAGGAAAAUCCAGAACGAACCUUUGAUUUGGUACUGAAAGUAAAAUGCCAAGCUUCUGAAAAUGAAGAUCCAGUGGUACUGUGGAAGUUCCCGGAGGACUUUGGAGACCAGGAAGUGCUGAACAGUGUUCCAAAGUUCUGCUUUCCUUUUGACAUUGAAAGGGUGUCCCAAAACCAAGUAGGACAGCAUUUCACCUUUGUGCUCACCGACAUUGAAAGUAAGCAAAGGUUUGGAUUCUGCCGCUUGACGUCAGGAGGCAAGGUCUGCCUCUGUAUUCUGAGUUACCUACCAUGGUUUGAGGUAUACUACAAGCUCCUAAAUACCCUGGCAGAUUAUUUGGCUAAAGAACAGGAAAAUGACUCAAAUGAUUUGUUGAAAUCAUUGUAUAAUCAUCCUGUGCCAAAGGUGAAUGCUUUAGUCAGUUUAAGUGUGAACCAAGAGAUGAUUUUUACAAGUGAGCGAGUUUUGAAAAAACAGCCUUGUCUUGUAUCGCACUCGUAUUUCAUUACUCCUGAUAUAACUGGAUUGCCAACUAUCCCUGAAAGUAGAAACCUCACUGAAUAUUUUGUUGCUGUGGAUGUGAACAACAUGCUGCAACUUUAUGCCAGUAUGUUGCAUGAGAGACGAAUCAUUAUUACCUCCAGCAAACUAAGCACUUUAACUGCUUGUGUUCAUGCGUCAGCUGCAUUGUUAUAUCCAAUGUAUUGGCAACAUAUUUACAUCCCAGUGCUUCCUCCACAUCUCCUGGACUACUGCUGUGCACCCAUGCCUUACCUAAUUGGCGUCCACUUAAGCUUGAUAGAGAGAGUUAAAAAUAGAUCACUGGAGGAUGUGGUUUUACUAAAUGUUGACACAAACACUCUAGAAACUCCUUUUAAUGACCUGAACAACCUACCUGGUGAAGUGGUCUCGGCCUUGAAAAAUAAACUGAAAAAGCAGUCGACAGCUACGGGCGACGGAGUGGCCAAGGCCUUCCUUCGGGCACAGGCAGCGCUCUUCGGAUCCUACAGAGAUGCACUGAGAUACAAACCAGGAGAGCCUAUAACUUUCUGUGAGAACAGUUUUGUGAAGCAUCGUUCCAGUACAACUAAGCAGUUCCUGGAAACAGCUGUUAAUCUUCAACUGUUUAAACAGUUUAUUGAUGGUCGGCUAUCAAAAUUAAAUGCAGGAAGAGGAUUCUCUGAUGUUUUUGAAGAAGAAAUCACAGCAGGAGGCUUUUGUGGAGGAAAUUCAAGAUCUUAUCAGCAGUGGAUGCACACAGUGAAGAAAGGCAGUGCACUGAUCAACACAGCGAUGACCAAAGCCACUCCGGCUGUGAAAACAGCAUAUAAAUUUGCAAAAAACCAGGCAAAGCAAGGAAUAAAGGAAGUGAAGAGUAAGUUAAAACACAAGGAGAGUGAGGAAGAGUAUGGGACUUGCAGUGCUGGUGCAGUACAGACUGUCCCUGUCUACACAUCUCAUUAUGAUAAAAGAACAAGCUCAGAAAAACGAAGACUGGCACAGACUCGUUUCAACCAGCGCCUUAGUAACCAGAAUUUUGCCUUGGAUGAAGACGACGAUGAUGAAAUUGAGAGAACAAGCAAGUUAUCAUCAGAAGACAGUGAAGAGGCUUCUGCUUACUUUUAUGAUAGCGAUGGUUCUGGUGAAACUGGAAUAAUUCAGCAUCAAGGAGAAAUGGACUUGCUUGGAGAGAUUCUGGACACGCUGAGCACACACAGUUCAGAUCAAGGCAAACUCUCAGGAGCAAAGAGCCUGGAUUUCUUUAGAUCAAUGGAUGACAUUGAUUACAAGUCUGCGAACAAGUCAAAUGCACCUAGUGAGAGCAACCUUACCCUGCUCUGCAGCAGUGCUAAUGACCAGGCAGAGUGGAACCUCGGCCAGGAUGACAGUGUCCUGCAUGGGAAGCAGCUCCCCCCGUCGCCAAGGAAGCAAGUUACUUCUGGUGGCCAGAGAGAAUCUCUCUCAAGGAUGGAAGAGGAGAAGAGUGGCAAAACAUUUACUACUGACAAAAUGGACACCACUAGUUUGACAUGCCUGUCUCCAGUACGACCAAAUGCCCAGUUUACUUCCCUAGAAAGUUUCAAAGCAGGCUUUUCUUCCUGUCAGUAUGCAAAGCCUAAUGAAACACUAAGCAAUACCUCAGAAGAUCAGCUCCCAGCAGGUCUUGCUCAACAGCCAUCCAUUCUGGUCCCUUGGGAGAAAGGUGGGAAGGAAGGAGAUGAAACUCCAGAAGAAGGUGGACUUCUUGAAGAAGUGGUGUCAUUAUGUAAACUGAAUUCUGCUUUUCACUAUGGUUUAAAUAUUUCAAAGGAUAGCUUAUCCAGCAGUAGCAGUGGAAAUAAAACAAGAAAAGUAUGAGAAGAGAAACUUGACUCCCAUCAGAUGUUAAAGGGAGACUACUCAGGACUCCAUGUAACUCCAUAUAACAUGAUAACCAAAAAAAUGAAAAGGAAUAAGAGAUAUUCUGUUACAAAAAUAAUUCUCUUCAGUUGAGUACGCAUUUUCUGCCAUUGGACAUCCGCUUCUACGUUUACUCAGUUCAUUUGUUUGCUAUAGUUAGGUCCACAAAAUGGAACUAAAUAUAUGAAUGCACUCUCAAAUCAGGUACUAGUUAGUCUCUGUGUUAAAAAUAAGCCAGUGUGUGGUGCUUCCUAGCGUUUGCUUCCUCUAAGCAGCCACGGGUGUCGUCUAAAGGUAGCCAGGUCUUGAAGGUACUAUGUUAAUCCCAUUAGCAUGAAAUGAACCAAGCAAUCUGAUUUGUCUGAAAUGUACAAAUGUUAAUAUUUGUAAUGAAUAAUAAUUGCCUUAAUCUUUUGAGAAGGGGUUUAACUGUCUUAGAAGAUGAAUGCAAAUCUACAAAACAGCAAUAAUGAUUUUCCAUGGCAGGAAUUUGCUUCAGCAAAGGUGAGGGGAGGGAAGGAGACUUUUUUUAGAUUAAGGAAUUUCUUGUGACUAUAACUUGGAACUUACUCCAAACUAAAACUGUGGCUCUGUCUUCCAGACUUCAAAAAGGUAGCACAUGGUUUUCUCUCUUUUAUAAAGUACAUGAAGUGCUGAAUUAUGUGACGUUUAUUGACCUCUGUUUACAACUAAGACACUUUAAAGACACAUUAUCCAGUUUCCCUAGGUAGACCAAUUCACCUAAAAAUUCUCAGAAAGGCAAGUGUAAGUGGAAUUGAUAGAUUUCUAUUAUUUUUUAUUUUCUGCAGUUUACUAGUUGGAAAACUAAUUUGUGCCUAAUUUGUAACACUAGAAAGCUAAAUUUACAGAUUCAGAUUGAGACUGCAUAUAUCCAACUCUCAUUUUAGCCAAGCUGGACAACCAAAACCUUCUAAGGAGAAUAAGUGAUCCUGAUGUAUAAUUUAUUUAGAACAAGCAUUUGUCCUCCUGCUGGCAGUGUUCCUGGUGAAUAUUUGGAUAUUUUAAGUCUGAACAUUUUUAGUGUUCUAUGGAGCAGCUCUUUCAUUUUUGAAAUUUUCUUCAUCUUUUCAGUUUCCACCUCACCAUACAUACCUUGUAGAAAUAGCACAUGGAUAUAGAAUGAACCCUGCCUCAGAAGAGUGUUCUGCUGUCUUCUAAGUCAUGGAACCUUUUUUCUUUCCCUCUUUGGCAUGAAUGAUUUCUGUUAAUCUCAGCCUAGGCCCGAGUGAGCGCGUUCCUGGGGUGGGUAUUUGGAUCAGAUUGUGCUUUAGUCGUUUGUAGAGGAGUUUCAUAUCAGUUGCCUCACUGAGAUUUAUUAAUUCGUUUUCCUUCUAGCUGACACAAAUGCAAAGGGUUUUUUUGGCUGCUUUCUUACAAGGCAGCUGACCUAAAGGAAUUGCUCCAUGUCAUGGCUGAGGCAGUGUUUGGAACCUCAGCAGAGAGGCUCGGUAGAGUGAGACCUGGGGUUUGUUACUGCAAAGCUUCAUCUUGUUCCAGAAUGGGAAGGGCUGGACCAGUACUAAAGGAUGAGCCUCUACAAACACUGUUUUUUAAUCAGUGCAACAAAGAUAAAAGGUUGUAAAAGUGGAAAUGUUGCAGAAAUAUCUGUGUUUGAUCAAGCAUGAACAUUUGGGAGGGCAUCUGCAUUGCUGGAGAAUCCAAGUGUUCCAGAAUUAGCAGCUGUACAUCCAGAGGUCUCUACUCCAAACUAUUUGUUUAUCCUUUGGUUUCCUCUUGUGCAUUAACAUGAUAUGUUGUGAACUUUUUUAAUAACAAAAAAUAUUACCUGGCAAAAUAUUUUGCACGAUUAGAAAUCAAAAGUAUCAUAAAUAUAAUGAAAAUCUUCACUCUCAGCUUUCCAAGUGGGUCAGGCUGGGUGGCUCAUGUACUGUUCAGAUGACAAAGCUCCAGGGCAACCUGAUGGUUUCUUGUUUGAAGCUGUCAUGAAUGACUUGAGGGCAUUGUUCUCCCUUACUGGUAAUGAACAUUGCCCAAGCAUAGUGCUGCAAUUGUGUCUAAGAGAAGAUAGGCAAUACACAGGUUUUGGUUCAUGGAGCACUUCUGACUCCUCAUUCAUCUCCUUGCAUUUUGUGGUGGGAAUUUCAAGGUUCACCUUUCCUUUUCCACUUCACCUCACAUGAUGUUUCUAUCCAUGGUUCAAUCUAAGUUGCUUUGUUUUCUUCAUUUAUUAAAGAUAUUAAACAGUAUCAAUGCUUUAAGAAAGUAAUGUUGGCCAGAAAUUAUGGCCAUCAUUACUUUCAAAACCAUCAAACACCGAAAUCCAGGAAUGCUGCCAGAAAAUGGUUUUCAAAAAUGACUGUCUAGUACAGACAGAAAUCUUACUGGCUUUACAUGAGGUUAGACACUGAACAAAUAAUCACAUAGGUUGUUCCAUUCUCAGCUUUGUGGAAUAAACAUGGAAGCCGUGUGAGACUGCCAGUAUUCUUAAAUUUUAUAAGGAUAAUAAAAUUGAAAGUUCAGUAGUGGAAUCUUUCAAAACUGAGGCAUUGUAGUAAUAAUUCACUGCUUCAUAGAGUGAAAAUGCAGGCUGAAAAGAAGUAAACAGAUAAAAUAAAAGAUGGUAACAUUCAAUUUAGAAUUAUUUUCAUUUGACAUCAGUCAAAAUGUUUCUGUGCUUAUGCUGCAUUGUUUCCUCACUAUUUACAAAGCCCAUAGUUUGUUUACAAUCAUUAAAUAGUAUGUAUUUUUUGAUUUUGAACCUUGUAUGGGUUCAAAAAUAGCUUACUCUUAUAUAUAUAUGUUGAUUUUAACUGUAGGUACAUUUUUUUACUCUGUAAUAUACAGAAUCUUUUCCACUUACUACCAGUAAUCUUGUAAAAAGGCUAAUAUUUGUGCCUUAUUUGAAUAGAAUUGCCAGUUACCAAAUAGAUAAGAGUCCAAACUGAUAUUUCUGGUUCACUCUUGUUCUCUGUCCUUGUGAUAAUAUAAAACUGUUUAUUGGCUACAUAUGCAGUAUUUUUAGUACCACAUUGGAUUCUAUAUUACGAUAAAUUUUCCAGGUACAGUACUUUGCAAGUUUUAUACUUGUAUGCUUUUUAUUUGUGGAAAUUCUUCUAGUGUCUUUGCAAAUCAUCAACAUUUAUCACCAGCUACUGGUGAGAACUGAAUUCUGCUCAGUCAGAGCUCCUGUGGUCUUCUUCAGAGGCAUCACUUUUCUUCAGGAUCUCAAAAAUCUUCCCAUUUCUCCUGUUUCAGGGAGAUACCAGGUUAUUUGAUUAAGCUUUGUGGUCUGUUACUUACAUAUAGGAACAAAUUUCCAAUGCAGAAAAUCAAACCAGGACUUGAAAUUAAUAUAUUUGAGUUUAUUUUGCAUAAAUGUCUGCUUAAAAUGAGCUGUAUCACUCAUCUGGUUUGGAAGGAAAAAGCAGAGGCAGUGGAAGGACAAAGGGAUUCCUGGGUUGUUCCAGUGCAGUGAGGUGAAGCAGAGCCUGGAAGUCCACAGGAGAGAUAACUUGGAAGGAAUCCAGAUUUCAGUUCUAGCUCAGUUGCAGUGGUUCCAGCUCAGUCAUGUAGGCAAAAGUAAUAUUGCCUGUGGAGUUAACUGCCUGUGGGAUUUGCAGAAUGGAUAGUACGUUGUCCCAGUCAAAGCCGCCUUAUCCACGUGUAUAGAGAUGUAGCAAGGAAAACUGCAGCUAUCAGGGGAGGAUGUGGAUGCAGAGGUGAUCCCUACCCACCCUCUAUGCAUGCAGAGGGCAGUCUGUGUAGAAUAGGCAGUGGUUUGCUCUUCCAUCUCACAUAUUUGGGCAUCAUGUAGUUCUGCAAAAUAGACUUAUUCUGAAGAAAAAAAUGUAGUUGUAGAAGUUUUCAUAGAAGUUGUCGACUGAACCCUUCCUUGUCAUUUAGCAUUUCAGUGGUGCUGCUGCUGUUGGGGUGGGAUCAUCAGAAACUCUCAGCACUGGCUGAAGUCCCCUCUCAGGCAUUGCAACACAGACUUCAGGCAGAGUUUAGACAAAUGCUGAGUGCUUCUGAAAAUCCCACCCAAUCUAUUAGAAGAGUGUUUUAGACCUUAAAAUUCUGUUUUAGAUGUCUUUUCAGGUUUUAGGAUUAGCUAGUUUACAACCUUGUGUUCUUGUAACCAAUGUAAAGUCUAGGCAAAAGAACAGUUAAACCAGUGUUUAAAACAGCUUCUCUUUAUCCACUUACAGUCAAUGACAUUCAGUUCUACAGAACAAUUUUUCGUUGGUGCAGCUAUUAGAAUUUCUAGAGGCAUCUAAAAUACUUUCUCUAUUCAUGUAAGUAAUCAAAGAAACAUUUCAUGCAAUAAUCAAGUGCCAGCAUGAGGCCCUUCUGCAAAUGCCUCCUGUGUAAUCCUGACCGUGCCCUGUCCUGCAGGAAGAACCCCUAACCAUGGGCCUCCCUGACUCCUCAGGGAGAGCUCAAGAGGAGCUUGAUUUCCAAGGAGUUAGCAUCUUCUCCCCUUCACCAGCCUCUAGUCCAGGUGCUGUGAGACUCUAGCCAGUGUAUUCCCAACAGCCUGAAAUUUGAGGCUAAGCAAAAGUGGGUAAUAAACUUAAACAGCUUCCUUAAUGCUGUUUAAGUUUAAACUAAAGCUCAGGAUGGUGAAGGCUGUGAAUUCCCAUGGUAUCGCAGUAAAUCUUUGAAGAAUGAAUGUAGAAAUAAUUGCACCAGCAAAACCAGUAUGAAUGGUGAUAUGAGUUGUCUUCAGUAACUUCUUUGCUGCUAUUAGGCGUGUCUGUCUCUGCCAGGUGUUGUUUACUUGUUAGCAGAGUCUGAGCUGACCAGAACGUGUCCUCAUCUUCACCCCAGGAGCAUGGAGCACAGCUGGCCUAGAAUUCGUGUUCCUCGGGGGGUUGAAAAUAAGGGAAUGGAAAGGGAUGGUACGGUUGGUUCGGGCAAAACCUUCCCUCAUCCGUUUUGCAAUAUCUGUUCCACAGUUUCAGUCAUUGGCCAGUUAAAAGUACUUGACAGGUCUUUCUGAAAGCUGCUUUGCUUAUUCUUGCAGAGUUUCUGGUGAGUGCACAGCCACCUCAGUCUAGAGGGCCAUCCACAACCCACGUAGCUGGCAGGGCCAUCGCCAUCCUCUGCUGGCUUGGAGUAUGCAGCAGGUAACACAGUUGGAAGUUACUCCAAGGUGUACUGUAGUAAAGGGUACUCAAUUAAAUUGUACUAUUACUUAGGACAAUACUAACACUUGUAUUUAGAAUCCAGUAACAGUAUUAGCAUUUGGAAAAUAGGUUGAGUUCAAGUAUGUUGACAUUUGUUACGAUUCUGUGUGAAUUAACAUUUCUUCUGUUAAAAAUAAGGGAGCAACUUGGUUGGGAGGGGGAAAUGUGUUGACUUUCAAAUCUCCAGUGAAUUUUGUGCAAUAUUUCUCCUUGUUUCGAAGUAAUUUAGUAGUGCACAUCUGCCUUCAAGCAGAUCCAUGAAAUUGUGUUUUUCAGAAAUGUGUGAAAUGUAAAGUUACAUGUAGAUUUGAAAUACAUGUUGUAUGAUAAAAACGUGAAGAAAUAUAUUCUAAUGAGGCAAAUGUAUAUUUCUAAUGACUGGGAGUGAUUAUGGAUGUCACAUUCUGAAGAAAUAAUAAAGCCUAGGCAAAUUUUCACAUGUCAGUAGUUCCAGGUAACUCUUAAAAGUAAAACCUGGUUAAAUUGAAGUAAGGUUAACUAUUAGAAUUUAAGACAUCUAGUUUUUGCUUUGAUCACUUGUUUAUCAUGGGUAAAAAGUUGAGGUGUUAAGUACUGCUUUUCAGGACCAGCAAUGAGGUGAGAGUUCAUAGCGAUGACCAGAAGAAUUUAGUUUGUGACAUCCCUAAUUAUCAUAAGUCAUUACUUAAAAUAUCUGCUAAUGUUGCCAGUAUCCUUUUAGGUUUUUGUAAAUGAAUUUCUUUGUAUAUUGAUGUACAUUUUCUUUUCAUCCUUGGUUUUUCCUUAAGACCUUAUUUAAAUUAAUAUACUUGAAUGAGGCAAUAAAGCACUGUGGAAGAGCCAAUCUUGGUGCAGCUUGCACACAAGCACAUCACGUCUGUUACUUCAUGGUUUUGAGGAGGAAGAGCAAUUUAAAAUGCUUAGAUGUUUGGUAAACUGUCAGUUUGUGUUUGUUAAUUUUAAAUCUGUGUCAGAUAUGAUGAGAAAUGCCUCGACACGGAACAAAGCAACGUCAUGUAUCUUGAUGCUUCUAAUUUUUUUUUUUUCAUAACUUUUUUUUGUGACCCUUGAAAAGCAUUCCCAAUAAUGCCCCUUAUUGUGAGCCCUUAAUACUUAAAAGAGAGGCAUAAAGUACAGGACACAUUGAGAUUUUAUUGAUAAUUUAGAGAUUAAAAAAACUCACACACCAAACAACCAGCAUUGUCCUUACAGUUUUAAAAAUUUAGGUAGUUUCUGACCUUUUAACAAAACUAGAGCCAAAUUUACUCCAUGCUUUUGCACCUUCUGGACUGCUGUUCAAAGUCAUUUCGAGAACUGUAAUUCUGACCUUAGACUACUGUUAGUAGUGCACUGUCUAGAUGUAUUAAGUGAGCUGUGAUAUGUGGUGUGGUUUGUUUUUUCUUUUUCCUUCCAAAGUUUGUGGCAUCAGUAGAAGUUUUCGGUGAAUUCCACAUUACCAUAAAGUGCCCAACACUGUACUAUAAAAUAAAAUUUAACAAUAUCAAAAUUCCUUGGGUGAUGCAGGUUCUUGUUUGAUGGGUUGAUCUGAGCAGCAUUUUCAUGCUUAUCGGGCAUAAAGAUUAAAAUGAUUCUGCAUUA